This is a messenger RNA of Megalops cyprinoides (Indo-Pacific tarpon), 2568 nucleotides long. RefSeq names its product angel homolog 1 (Drosophila) (gene angel1). Gene Ontology annotation, molecular function: 3'-5'-RNA exonuclease activity. The record is from RefSeq and is a predicted model, not a curated record. Lineage: Eukaryota; Metazoa; Chordata; Actinopteri; Elopiformes; Megalopidae. Bases 41 to 1825 code for a protein of 594 amino acids. The transcript is spliced from 9 exons.
UGUUAAGAAGGAGGGAGUAGCCCUUGUUUGUGAGAAAGGAAUGGAGGGGGUGACACUGAGGGAGGAGCCAGGGAUGGAGGUGGGGAGUCCUUUGGCUGAAAGCAGUGAGAGGGGGGUGGGGACUCAAGAGGAGGAGGGAGGGGUCAGGCAGCAGGAGGGACUCGGGAGUGAGGGCCUGGUGCCAGAGGGGGUAACUGAGACGGAGGGGCAGCAGCCGGAGGGAGAGGCCGAGGCUCCUGGCUCUGACCCAGGGGCAGAGUCUGCAGAGACCAGCGCUGGCGAGCAGCGCCAUGCCGCGUCCAGCACAGUGCUGGACCUGGGCGCUCUCCUCUCAGAGACUAACAUGGAGACCUGGGGAGGCUUUGCACAGCCCCUGCACCCUGGCUGGCAUUUCCCCACAGGACCCGGGCUUAGCGAUGUGGUGCACUGCCCAUCUUGGCAGUUCCCUGCCAUGAGCUAUUACCCUCUGCAGGAGGUGGUGCCCUUUGAAGUGGUGUGGAGGGUGUGGGAGAGCCUGCCUGGAGCCGGCUCUGAGCCGGAGCCUCACCAGGGUCAUGACCUGUUCGAAUUCUCAGUCAUGUCCUACAACAUCCUCGCCCAAGACCUGCUGGAGGCCAACAUGGACCUGUACCGCCACUGCGCCCCGGAGGUGCUGGCCUGGGAGUUCCGCUUCCAGAACAUUCUCGGAGAGUUCCAGAAGUGGGAUCCCGAUAUCCUGUGCCUUCAGGAAGUCCAGGAGAACCAUUAUACCGAGCAGCUCCGCCCUGCCCUCUCGGACCUGGGGUAUGCCUGUGUGUACAUGCGGCGCACCGGCGCUAAGACAGACGGAUGUGCAAUCUGUUACCGCCAGAGCCGCUUCUCCCAGGUGUCAUGCAGGCUUGUGGAGUUCUACAGACCCCAGGUGGAGAUGCUGCACCGCAACAACGUGGGCGUGGUGCUGCUCCUUCAGCCCAUCACCCUCCAGGGGUCAGAGGUCAGGGUGCAGGGGCCUCCGCUCUGCGUGGCCAACACCCACCUCCUGUUCAACCCUAGGAGAGGCGAUGUGAAGCUAGCCCAGCUGGCAAUACUGUUUGCCGAAAUCGACAACGUGGUGAAGAGCUGGAGGCUGAAGGGGACCUGCUGCCCCAUCAUCCUCUGCGGGGACUUCAAUUCAGUCCCUAACAUGCCGCUGUAUCAGUUCAUCACUACCGGGCAGCUGUACUACCAUGGGCUGCCUGCAUGGAUGAUAUCGGGCCAGGAGGACUUGUCCUACAAAACCUACCACCGGAGGCUGUUCGCCCCCUUGUGGCCAAGCUCUCUCGGCAUCAGUGACAGCUGUCAGUUUGUGUCAGGCUGUGCAAGAGAGGGAAAAGAAUCAGGGAGCCUCCAUUACGAUCGCGACUUUCUCCUUCAGCUGCGUUUCUGUGAGGCUGCUCUGAUCCGCCCCGAGACCCUGGAGCUGAUACCAGGCGUGACAGAUGCUACUCCAGACCCCUUGGAAAAACAGCCAUGCAUCCCAAGGUUUAGGGGCACUAUUCGCCAUACCUUAAAACUUCGGUCGGCCUACAGCCACUUCAUCAGCGGCACCAACAAGCCCGAGGUGACCACCCUGCACUCUGAGUUUGGGGCGACAGUGGACUACAUUUUCUACUCCGCCGGGCCUGGCGACUGUGGCCAAUGUGGAGGAGGUGGACACCAGCAGGAUGGGGGUCUAAAGCUCAUUGGCCGCCUUGCCCUCCUAUCAGAGGAGGAUCUUUGGCCAAUGAAAGGACUGCCCAAUGAGAUCUUCUCAUCGGACCAUCUCUGUCUCCUGGCAAAGUUCCAGCUUGAUCCGGGUCAUGCAUGAGGGCCACCCGGGUGUGCGGUCAUUUGGAAGGAGAUGAGUGAGAAACCUUUCUCAUUCAGGUUUUAAGAUUUUCCUCUUUAAACACUUAACAAAUGGGCCUUGGUCCAGCUGAAAAGCAAAAAGCUGCUUGCAGACCACUGUGCUGGUGUAUGGAAAAGAGACUUUUUCAUUUACACAAAGAAUACGGAGUGUUGCCUUGAGUGUGCUCUGAAUUAUUGUAUUCAGUUUUUUUAUUUAUGAACAAAGGCCAGUUGACCAGAGGUAGAGUAUUAUCAAAGAUUUUUUCUUUGCAUGUGUCAACAAAAAACAUCCAAAACUGCUUCAGCCUGUAGUUCUGUAGUUAUCACUUUUAUUUCAACUGUGUUCUUGCCGUGGAGAUUUCAAGGCAGAGUUCAAGGAGUCUGGCAGACCUCCAGGAUACUAUUAAAUUUCACACACAACAGAAACUGCAGGUUUAUUUUGUACUUGAACUGUGGAGGUUUUGGAAGUUGCUUUUCUCUGGGAUGUCUGAAGGUGAGAGGGGUGAAGGGAGAGCGAACAGAAAUAUAACACAGAAAGAGGGAAGACAGAAAGCCUGUAUUCUGCAGUGGAGUAGAAUCAACAUCUUUGAAGUAUUUACUAACAGCAGAACCAAACUGUGAACUGGCAACACAUACCUCAGUGUUAAUUUCCGUUCCAUUGAAUUUCCCUUUGCCUUUCUCGCUGAUUUUUGAGGCUUUCAUUUUACAGGUGGCAGAAAACUC